This is a messenger RNA of Porites lobata, 2252 nucleotides long. Lineage: Eukaryota; Metazoa; Cnidaria; Anthozoa; Scleractinia; Poritidae. The record is from the annotation of a GenBank genome assembly.
AUGCCACGACGAUCAGGUAAACAUAUUUCACUCCAGGCCGUAGUAGGGCAUAAUUUUUGGUCGGCAGGAUAAUAAUUAUAUGCAAGAGGUUUGUCCCCUAGUGGCGGUGGUGAUAAUGAUGAUGAUAUUGAUGAUGUCUGGGUUGUUUGCUCUUAGUCAUUCAAAACAUCAGCUUUUGAAUACAUUGAUAGUGUCGAUCUCUCCUACACAACUCAACUAGUUAUUUUAUACAAUGUAAUAACUCUGUAAUGAAGAGAUUAUAACAUAGUGGAGCAGGCCUGAUAGUGGUUUGUCUUAAAAUAGGGUGGAGGGAAGGUAGCAGUUGCUGAAGGUUUUAGUUCAAAAGGAACUUACAGUGGCUUACAGUAAGUGAGGUGAAACAAACCGAUUUAUAUUUUCUUUUUCUUUUUUCAGGGAGUGCAUGCCGUUAUCAGGUCAACUCCUUCCUGCGUAAAAGGUAUGCAACACUGGAGGAAGCAGAAGAUGACCUCCAGGUCAACUAUUUUAGUGGUGGAUUGCAAGACAUUCAUUAUGAAAAUUCAUCAACACUAACAUCUCCUGGGAAUGUAAAUUCGACUCCACAGGCGAUGCUUGAGAAGAACACCCCAUUAUCUCCAAUAUUGGCGCACUCUCCACAUGCCAAUUCAACAAACCAUGAGACAUACAAUCAUGGAGAUACCAUUGCCAAGGUUAUUAAACUGUUGACAUUGAUGACUUCGUAUGAGAGGGGACUUGAUCCAGAACUUAUUUUGGUAGUUCAUGUUUUUAGAACUUGAUCAUGAUUUUCGAGCAUUUAUUCCUUCUGACUUUAUUAAACUAUGCUGCAAGGGCAUUAAUGUACUUCAUAGCAAUGGCAAAGAAAAUGUUCUUUAUUACUUGGCCAGGGGACUUGGAAUGUCACGGAAAGAUGGUUCAGGUCCACGGCUCCCUAUUGACAAGAUGCCGUUUGGAUUAUUAAGCUACAAUAUUCGCUAUUUUGCUAUGGACACUGUGAACAACAUUUCAUCAGACCCCCAUUUUGUGGAGUGGGAGACAACUAUGUUCUCCAACUUUGGUCAUAAAUGGAUUUGCUUACAGAGGGGACCAGGGUUUGCCUAUGAUGAGACUGUUGUUGAUGAUUCCUCAGCUGCAGCUUGUAAUAGCACCAGCAACACAAACAGCAGUGAGCAAGGUUCCUCAAGUAUCCUUCAACAAGCAUGGAAUGAAACAUUUCAAGUGAGUACCCAGAAUGGGGUACAAGAUGAGGUUGAAGACCAAGAUACCACUAGAGAGAAAGUUGGGGCAGAUGACUGCCUUGAUGUAGAAACCCUUGUUGACACAGAUGACCCUCUUGAGGUUGGAGCCAUUGUUCAGACAGGAGAUGGGAUUGAGGUUGAAACUGUUGUCGAGGCAGGAGACCCUCUUGAGGUUGGAACCAUUGUUGAGGUAGGAGAUGGGCUUGGGGUUGAAACAAUUGUUGAGGCAGGAUAUGGGCUUGAGGUUGAAACCCUUGUUGAGGCAGAAGACGAGCUUGAGGUGAACGACCAGGUCAAUGAAGAAGUGAGCUACCUUUGGGCACGACUUGGUUCUGAAGAAAAGAACAAAUUGCAAACGGCGAUAGACCAAUAGAACUGGAAACAUUUCAUGGUAUUCGCCCACAGGCACAUAAAAAAGAAAAGGACAGAAGUGGAUCCGAUGAAAGCUAAAGUCAAUGUUGCAGGUCAUUCUGUAAGGACUCUUCAACGUCGUAUACAGGCUGCUGAGUUUUCAAGAGACACAAAUGUUCAGGUGAGUGCACAUAUGAUUAAAUAGAUAUGAAAUAUAUUUGAAAAACAUAUAUAUAUAUAUAAUUAUACUCCAAGAGCUAGGUUAUUCGAACAUUUACUGCAACUCUGAGUUUCAUGCUUCUUGCGAAGCAAUCUUCAGGCAACAAAAAAUGUAAAUGUUCGAAUAACCUAGCUCUUGGAGUAUAAUUAUUCUUAGCUCUAGCUCUGCUAUUGAGCACUUUAUAGUAGAUGAGGAUUUCUUUCCACUUGUUAUUCUUUUUUUCUUGCUAGGUCGCUGUUCUUAAGAAGAUUAAAGAAAGAAACAAAAACGGACGUUGGUGGAUUAAAGCAGAUGCAUGUGACCUGCGAAAGGGACUGCGUGAGUCAAUGCGUCAUGAGUGGGCAGGAGAUUGUGACCUGGGAGAUGGAAAGCUUCAAACUUUAUAUCAGGAAUACAUGGACAGAAAAACCUUCUAUGGUGGAUUAGGACUUAAGGAUCAAGAGUAA